AUGCACACCACCAAAUACUCCGUUUUCCGGGCCACGAAAUCCCUAUAAAUAUACUUUGAUCCUCGAAAGAGGCAAAAGGGAAGAAGAAGAAGAAGAAGUGGAAAAGACAACCUGACAUUCUCUAUUUUCCUUUUGUUUCUGAUGUUCUUUUCUAUGCAAAAAUCGAGUGUAAAGUGAUUUCAACAACAAAACGACAAAACUGACCCAAACCCAGAAACCAGAUUGUGAACAAAAAGAAAACCAUGGGUUUCAUGUGGAAAAUUCUAUUGAUUCUAGUUUUUCUUACAUUUGCUUGUUCGUCGGUUAGAGCCACUGUCUCGUAUGAUGAUAAAGCUUUUAUUAUUAAUGGGCGAAGAAAGAUUUUGAUUUCUGGCUCCAUUCACUACCCAAGAAGCACUCCUCAGAUGUGGCCUGAUCUUAUAAAGAAGGCUAAAGAUGGAGGAUUGGAUGUUAUACAGACUUAUGUAUUUUGGAAUGGGCAUGAACCUUCUCCUGGGAAGUAUAAUUUUGAGGGAAGGUUUGAUCUUGUCAAGUUCAUUAAGCUGGUGCAACAAGCCGGCCUCUAUGUUCAUCUCCGCAUUGGCCCCUAUGUCUGUGCAGAAUGGAACUUUGGGGGAUUUCCCGUUUGGCUAAAAUAUGUACCAGGAAUAGAGUUCAGAACCAACAAUCAGCCCUUCAAGGUGGCUAUGCAAGGAUUUGUUCAAAAAAUUGUGAAUAUCAUGAAGUCAGAAAAAUUGUUUGAGCCUCAGGGAGGUCCAAUAAUUAUGUCACAGAUAGAAAAUGAAUAUGGACCUGUUGAAUGGGAAAUUGGUGCUCCUGGUAAGGCUUAUACAGCAUGGGCUGCAAAUAUGGCUGAGGGACUUCACACUGGUGUUCCAUGGAUCAUGUGCAAACAAGAAGAUGUCCCGGCUAAUAUUAUAGAUAGUUGCAAUGGUUUCUACUGCGAAGGCUUUCGUCCUAAAAAUCCCAAUAAACCCAAAAUGUUCACUGAAAACUGGACCGGCUGGUAUACACAAUAUGGUGGUACAGUUCCUUACAGACCUGCAGAAGACUUGGCGUUUUCAGUGGCUCGGUUUGUCCAGAAUAAUGGUUCAUUCUUCAAUUAUUAUAUGUACCAUGGAGGAACCAAUUUCGGCCGAACAGCAGCUGGUCUUUUCGUUGCCACAAGCUACGAUUAUGACGCUCCGUUAGAUGAAUAUGGACUACCGUCUGAGCCAAAAUGGGGGCACUUAAGAAAUUUGCAUAAAGCAAUCAAGCAAUGUGAACCAGCUUUAGUUUCAUCAUAUCCAACCGUAACCUGGCCGGGGAAGAAUCAAGAGGUUCACGUAUUCAGAUCAAAAUCCGGGGCUUGUGCUGCUUUCCUUUCGAACUAUGACCCUACAUAUUCUACCAAACUGAUGUUCCAAAACCAUCCAUAUGAUCUGCCUGCUUGGUCCAUCAGUAUUCUACCAGACUGCAAAACUGAAGUAUACAACACUGCAAAAGUUACCGUACCAAGCUCAAAGGCGAAGAUGACACCUAUAAGUAGUGGAUUAUCAUGGCAGUCGUACAAUGAAGAAACUCCUUCGGCUGAUGACAGUGAUGCACUUGUAAUGGAUGGUUUACACGAGCAAAUAAGCGUUACCAGAGACUCCUCGGAUUAUUUAUGGUACAUGACAGACGUCACUGUAGCAUCUAAUGAAGGAUUUCUAAAGAGUGGAAAAUGGCCUCUUCUCACUGUCAUGUCUGCUGGCCAUGCCUUGCAUGUUUUCAUCAAUGGCAAGUUAGCAGGAACCACUUAUGGGAGCUUGAAUAAUCCAAAAUUGACAUUUAGCGAUUACGUGCAUUUAAGAGCUGGUGUCAACAAAAUCUCUUUACUCAGUGUUUCUGUCGGUCUUGCGAAUGUUGGCGUGCAUUAUGAGAAAUGGAAUACUGGAGUGCUCGGUCCUGUCAGCUUGAAGGGACUCGAUGAGGGCACAAGAGACUUGACGAAGCAGAAAUGGUCUUAUAAGGUCGGUUUGAAAGGUGAAGCAUUGAGCCUUCAUACUGUCACCGGAAGCUCCUCGGUUGAAUGGAUACAGGGAUCAAAAUUGGCUCAAAAGCAGCCUCUUACCUGGUACAAGGCUACCUUCAAUGCACCAGCAGGAAAUGAUCCAUUAGCUUUAGAUAUGAUAAGCAUGGGAAAAGGUGAAAUAUGGAUAAACGGCGAAGGCAUAGGCCGACACUGGCCUGGUUAUAUAGCGAAAGGGAACUGCGGGGCCUGUAAUUACGCCGGUACAUUCAAAGAGACGAAAUGCCAAAGUGGUUGUGGACAGCCUUCUCAGAGAUGGUACCACGUUCCACGUUCGUGGUUGAAACCUAGCGGAAAUCUGUUGGUCGUAUUUGAAGAAUGGGGCGGUGAUCCGACGAAAAUUUCAUUGGUCAAGAGAACUGCAGAAUGGGGUGGUGAUCAGACUAAACUUUCAUUGGGUAAGAGAACUGCAUAACGAGUACGAAGAAGUUAUAAAUUCCCGUAGUCAUCGAAUAAUGAAGGAUGAUAUACAUAAUCAUUGGCAAAUAAAUACUCGAAUACAGGAUCGAAAUUUCGAAAGGCCUGGCCUGGAUUGGUCUUGGUUUGAGGGGAAUGAAAAGUUGUACAUUUAUUACAUUCUCCAUUAUAGGAAAUGAUACAGAUAUAUUUAGGAUUGAGUUGAAUGUAAUAAUACUGCUUAUAGAAAUGUAUGUUAGUUCUGUUAUUACAGAUAUAAUAAAAAAAUUAUUUUUAUA
Messenger RNA from Olea europaea var. sylvestris, 2745 nucleotides. Its product is annotated as beta-galactosidase-like. The record is from RefSeq and is a predicted model, not a curated record. Gene Ontology annotation, molecular function: beta-galactosidase activity. Bases 243 to 2465 code for a protein of 740 amino acids. The transcript has 18 exons. Lineage: Eukaryota; Viridiplantae; Streptophyta; Magnoliopsida; Lamiales; Oleaceae. Gene Ontology annotation, cellular component: vacuole; cell wall. Gene Ontology annotation, biological process: carbohydrate metabolic process.